UAUUCUCUCUAAUGCUUACAGGAUUUCCCAGUUCCUGUAUGUCGAUGGGGAUCGUGCUCUUGCUCCUUGUUGGUGCCUUAGGAGAAGCUGGUGCUCUGAACAGUGAGCCCAGGAGAAGAGAUUGCCUCCUGCCUUGCCUGUUCUCCCAGCUGCUCCCGGUGGGCUCUCCGGUGCCGGAGGAGUGGAGAGGAGAGCUGGGGCUGCUUGAGUGAGAUCACAGGGCAUUUGACCAGUGGGGCUGCGGCGGCUGGGGGUCCUCGCCACCCUGCGGCAGAGACAGCCAGCUCCUGCCACGUAGAUGCCCGCAGGGGAGAGGACAACUCCAGCUGAACUGAUGCAUCUCGACACCUGAUACCAGGCUCAGCUUCUGACAUGAAGAAGGAUAUAGAGUCUUUAAUAGCCCAGGAAAAAGCGGAGAUCGUUGCCAAGUAUGAGAAGGGCAGGCAGGAAGGAGCUCAGAUUGACCCAUGGGAAGAUGCCAAUUUCACGCUGUAUAAAGUUACAGACCGGUUUGGAUUCCUGCAUGAGCAGGAGCUGCCGACCCGCACGGCCUUGGAGGAGAAGCAAAAACAGCAGGAAAUUGAACGUGUGGACAAGUGGCUAAAGAUGCUGAAGAAAUGGGGCAAAUACAGAAACAGUGACAAGAUGUGCCGGCGAGUGUACAAAGGGAUCCCGCUUCAGGUGCGAGGCCAGGUCUGGUCGCUUCUGCUGGACGUCGAAAAGAUGAAAACGGAGAACGAAGGAAAAUAUGAGCAAAUGAAAGAACAAGCAAAGAGCUUUUCUUCGGAAAUCAAGCAGAUAGAUUUGGACGUUAACCGCACCUUCCGAAACCACAUCAUGUUCCGGGAUCGCUACGGAGUGAAGCAACAGGCACUCUUCCAUGUCCUGUCAGCAUACUCGGUUUAUAACACCGAAGUGAGCUACUGCCAAGGCAUGAGCCAGAUCGCAGCCAUCCUCCUGAUGUACUUAAACGAAGAGGACGCAUUCUGGGCCCUGGCACAGCUGCUGACCAACCAGCGGCACGCCAUGCACGGUUUCUUCAUUCCUGGGUUCCCGAAGCUGCAGAGAUUUCAAGCUCACCACGAGCAGAUUUUAAGCAAACUCUUCCCCAAACUGAAGAAGCACCUGGACAAGGAGCAGAUGACUACGGGGAUUUACACAACCAAGUGGUUCCUGCAGUGUUUCAUUGACCGGACCCCCUUCACCCUCACCUUGCGGCUGUGGGAUAUCUACAUCCUGGAAGGAGAGCGCGUGCUGACGGCCAUGGCUUACACCAUCCUCAAACUGCACAAAAAGCGCUUGCUGAAGAUGUCGCUGGAAGAUUUACGGGAAUUUCUGCAGGAGAAAAUUGCUGCUUCCCUGCAGUACGAGGACGAUGCUGUCAUCGAGCAGCUGCAGGUGUCCAUGACCGAGCUGCGCAAGAUGAAAUUUGACCUCCCCCCACCAGCAAAGCCUGAGGAGUUCCCACGGAAACCCCUGGGCCUGGAGCUCUCCCUCAACCCAGUAGCCCUGAAAGGCAAUGUGGCAGCCAACGGCCAGAAUGGCCAGGUGGGUGAGCGCCACCUGGACAGGGAGCCACAUCCCCACAGAGGUCCCGGGGCGCCGGGAGAGACAAUGGUGGUGGAGGAGAGGACUCCCACCCUCCAAGGUGAAGCAGCUGAAGCGACCAACAUCAACCUGCAUCCUCCUGGUGAGGAGCCGCCGGGAGAGGAGGGCCGCGUGGAGCCCACCAAGGACAGGCAGCCCCCAUUUCUUUUGAAGGCAAAUGAAACGCAGGCCCAUCACCACCUCCUGCCUCCAGAGCAGCCUGUUCUCGUUCCCAGCCAUGCCGUGGUGGAUCACGAGCCAGUCUCCCUUCCCGUCCCAGCCAAGGAUGGCUCCUCGGACUCCUCUCUCCAAAACACGCCAAGUCCUCCUGACUCAAGCACCGCUGAGCUUUCUGCUACGGACCACGCGGUAUGGCAGCCAAAUCCUGCUGCCCUGACAGUGGAAGAACAAGCAUCUUCCCUCUGUGAAGAGAAAGCACUUGAUGCACCCCCUCAUCCUCUGCCGGGCAGCUGGCAGCAGCUCUCCAGUGCAUCGCAGCACGACGGGUCCCCCGAGAGCAAGCACGAGGAGGAGAUGCCCAAGAAACGCUGCAGAGCGGUGCUGCUGGACAAAACGGACUGGAAGCGCUUGGCCUCCAAAGCUGCAUCUACAGGGGAGCUUGCCAACCUGCAGCAGAAUGGGCCAGGGAGCCCCACCAGCCCCACGUGCUGGCCGGAGGGCUUGGGGACAUCACCUGCACAGGGCCUGGCUGGUGGCAGCGUGCCCAUCCUGUCCGGUGGCGAGCUGGAGGCAGAAGGGCUGGGCGAGGGCUGCCCCUUCCAGCAGGCGCCAUCCCCUGCGGUGGAGGGGAACAGCCCCUACACCAUCAUCAAAACCACCACCCCCCUUCACCUGGCCCACGCCACGGAACAGGACUUCUCAAACAGAAAGCAGGUGGCGUUGCCUCUGCUGGAGACUGGGCGUCCCCUGCCCGCCACCCCCACGGCACCCCCUCUUGCGCCAGACCCAGAGGAGGUGGAUGCCCAAAAAAGCCUCCAGAAACCAUUGAACGCACUGAAAGCCCCGCGACCCCCCCUGAGCCCCAAACCAAAAUUACCACCACAGGUUGCCAAAUCCCGCUCAGAGAACAGUUUCCUUUCGGGCUCUCCUCCCCUGGCAAAGCUGCCCAAAUCGGUGACGUUUUAGUGGGGACGGGAUAGGGGGGAGGCAAGGGAGAGGAAGCGGGUGCUGGAGCAGCACCCACAUCCCGUUUUCGGGACCUCUCCCUUCAGCAGGGCUGUGUGGAGGUGACAGCACAGCAGCCACCGCCUGUCGAGCUGUGCUUUGGUACGAGCGCCCGGCCAGGCGAUGGAGCGGUGACCGCCGGCGCCAGGAGGCACCAGCAAAUUGGGUUUGCAUCUUCCCUAUGGACAAAUUGGAAAGCGCUUUCAUUUUUGUGUCUCAUUGAAGCUCCCCAAGCCUUCUUGCGUGUCAGGGGAGAGGCAGAGCUGGUGAAUGUGUUGCAUGUUUUCUUCUGCUGCCUGCCGUGAGUACCCGUGGCCGUGGAAGUGGGCACCAGGCAUAGGAGUCCGAAACGCUUUCUUUAAAACCCCCUAUCGGUGCAGCCGACAGCGUUGCUUUCAAAGGCCUUUGUAGCAAUAGAUCUUUUUAUUUCUUCUCCCAGCCCCGCGGUGGUGGGCAGCAGUGUUUUCAGGCAGCAUCAGGGCAUCCCGGCAGGGCACGGGCAGCCCCGCUGCCUCCUCUAUGCAAUUCCACAGACGGGUGCCCAGCUCCUGCCCCAGCGCCGGAUGGU
Molecule: messenger RNA, 3340 nt
Organism: Calidris pugnax (ruff)
Lineage: Eukaryota; Metazoa; Chordata; Aves; Charadriiformes; Scolopacidae
Product: USP6 N-terminal-like protein
Exons: 15
Coding region: 373-2733 (786 amino acids)
Source: RefSeq, a predicted model, not a curated record